Meyerozyma guilliermondii ATCC 6260 is the source of this 723-nucleotide messenger RNA. It is a transcript of the gene OPI3, whose product is annotated as bifunctional phosphatidyl-N-methylethanolamine N-methyltransferase/phosphatidyl-N-dimethylethanolamine N-methyltransferase. Gene Ontology annotation, molecular function: S-adenosylmethionine-dependent methyltransferase activity. The transcript has a single exon. The coding region runs from base 1 to 723 and encodes 240 amino acids. Gene Ontology annotation, biological process: phosphatidylcholine biosynthetic process. Lineage: Eukaryota; Fungi; Ascomycota; Pichiomycetes; Serinales; Debaryomycetaceae. The record is from RefSeq and is a predicted model, not a curated record.
AUGCAAAUGCGGGAUCAUGCAGGCCCGAUCCUACUCAACAUCCGCAUAUCAUUUACGAGGCAAGAGCUUAUAUAUUGCAGCAACAAACCCAUUCCAAUUGCAAUGGUUUCACUUGACGAUAUUCAGUAUCUUGCCAGUAAUCUUCCGACUUAUGUGCGGGUAGAUAACCAGCUUAAGUAUGCACUUGCAUGCAUUGCAUUCAACCCCAUAUUCUGGAACAUUGCUGCCCGUUUAGAAUACAAAACUAAGGUUAUCACCAAGUUAACUGGUGGAGCCCGCAAUGGAUGCUAUUUGCUUGCCUUGACAAUCUUCUCUUUGGGAAUUUACAGGGACCAAGUAUACCAUCAGGCGCUUCUUACACAGCCAAGUUUCCAGCCAUUGGCGGAAUCUCAAGUUAUCAAAGCAUUGGCAAUUGCAACUUUUGGCUUUGGUAAUGUGUUGGUGUUGUCGUCUAUGUGGGCAUUGGGAGUCACUGGAACUUAUUUGGGCGACUAUUUUGGUAUUUUGAUGGAUCAUCGUGUUACUGGAUUUCCAUUCAAUAUCAAUGAUAACCCCAUGUAUAAUGGAUCCACAUUGUGCUUUUUGGGUACUGCUUUGUGGUAUGGAAAACCAACAGGAAUCUUGGUAGCGUCGUUCGUUUUCGUGAUGUACAAAAUUGCCUUGAUGUUUGAAGAACCAUUCACGGCCAAGAUCUACGAGCAAAAAAAUAAAAAGGAGUUAUAG